AUGCCGUCAACACAGAAGGCGACGAAGGAUGGUAUCGACCCGUGCUCUGCCGGAACUGAAGAGUUGACCGACUUUUUCCACCACCUCUACUCCCAGGACCGUACCAUAGACCAGGCAAAGUCGUCCCUUGUGACGUACUUCAACAAACUUGGUGUGGUUCCAAACCCGGCCCAGGACCCGGCGACAAGGCGCUAUAUCGUGGGGCUACAGAAGUACAACAAACAGAACAAUGUCGACGAAAAGAAGCCGCAUCCCCUUACCGUGCAAGAGCUGUCCACGCUCAUGAACAUCUUUGCAUGUCUGCAUCCCUUUCUUGGUGCCAUGCUGCGGCUCCUCUUGGCUGUUGGCUUUGUUGGAUGCUUUCGCAUGAGCGAAGUCCUGGCACUACGUUGGAACGACGUUCAACUCGUCACGGACAGCAAUGGACGAUACCUCUCCGUGCGCUUACGUUGGCACAAGAAGGCGAGCGUAGAAGAGGACUCGCAAGUGUAUCAUCUCGUCGACGAGAUGUCCUUUCCGUGCUUGCGCGCGUGCUUGUUCUACGAAGAGUACAUUUUGAAGAUCAGAACGUCCGGGCAGAACAUGGCGACGAGUAUCUUUGUCUUCCCAAAAUAUGCCGCAACGAAGACGGGUAUCCCUCGGAUCGACUGGAGCCACCCCCUCGACCAAAACAGUGUGCGCAAGACACUUGGUGAUACUGUCGAAAGAACUCUAGAUCUCCCUAUUGGCAAAUCUUUGCACAGUCUGCGUCGAGGUGGAUCGUUCUACCUUGUAUUUGUGUCGAAGGAGUGCCGGUUCAACUUUAGGGAGUUGAUGGCAUGGUGUCGUUGGGCUGAUGCCAAGACAUGCUGUGAGUACCUGAUCAUUCAGAGCAUCAGCAACGAGAUUGACCCACGGAGUCUCCUUCGUACCGGUCACGGUGAAAGUCUAGUGCCGUGGCAAUCGGACGUGACAACCACGGUCGAUUUGACCUUCACCGUUGACGACCUUGGGAGAACGUUGGCCAAACUUGCGGCAACUGCCAGUCGCAAGGCAUCUGGCCACGGUGGUGACCAAGCAGAGUUCGAUGGAAGAGUUCGUUGUCUAGAAGGCCAUUCCAACGGCACGUUCUGGAACCGAGGCCUGGCAGCAGUGGUUCGUGGCCGACCCAUCCAUCGGCUUGGUUUGUUCACUGAAGAACUAAACGAAAGAGAUGAUACGAAUGGAUCGGAAGAAGUACUCUGA
This is a messenger RNA of Aphanomyces invadans, 1224 nucleotides long. RefSeq lists its product as hypothetical. The record is from RefSeq and is a predicted model, not a curated record. Gene Ontology annotation, molecular function: DNA binding. The transcript is spliced from 2 exons. NCBI's taxonomy places the organism in Eukaryota, Oomycota, Saprolegniomycetes, Saprolegniales, Verrucalvaceae. Gene Ontology annotation, biological process: DNA integration; DNA recombination. Bases 1 to 1224 code for a protein of 407 amino acids.